AUGUUUGGCUUAUCAUAUGUUAUUAAUUCUUCUUCUGCUCCUUCUCCUUCCUUGCCACCACCACCACCACCAUCACAACAACAACAACAACAAGAAGAAGAAGAAGGUUCCACUGAAUUAUUGUCACCGCCACCACCACAACAUGAUGAUCAAGAUCAGUACGACGACGAAGAACAAGAUGCGCGACAACAUAUGACGUCGGACUCUAUCACUGAAUUCAAAAAUAAUUAUGCCAAUAUGAUUGAAUCACGGAAAUGGAAAGUCAACUGUAGUCAACGAUUUGUAGAAAACAUACUCUUUGAAUAUGGAUUGAAACUCAAAAAGGAAAGUUGUGUCCAUUCAUUCAUCCUGGGUAUUGAUAAUGAUGAUAUCCGUGGCCUAUUCAAGGAUGAUGAAUUGAAAGAAAUUCAAACCAAAUGCGCCAAGGAUGAUCCUCUUUUGGCAGAUGACAUAAAAAAACUUCUUGAAGAACUGGAUCAGAAUGAUGCCAAUGCUGUUUAUGACAUACUCAAAGAUUCAACUAGACGCUAUAAAGACCACGACCAUAAAAGUAUUUUUUAUGCUGUAGUCUCUUUGUUUUUUAUGUUUGAAUCAAAUCCCAAUCCUUUGAAAUCAAGACAACUGGAAGACGGAGCUUUGUAUGAUGGCUGUAUGGGAUCAAAGCAUAUCCAUGAAUCCGAAUUGAAGUUGCCCAAGUCGCUAAAGGACAUGAUGACAAAACUCUGUGAUGAAUGUAACUGGAAUCCAACCGUCAUGAGGUUAUUGGAGGUGGUAGGGUAUUGUCGUAUCAGCGCAUUUCGUAACCAUAUGCGUACUGUUUGUGAAUUUUUGGUGAUGGAUGCUCCCAGUGGUUAUGAAUGUAAGCUAGCAAGAUCUGAUAACUAUGAAGUUCCCACUGAUAUCAUGGAAUUCCCCAAGCUUCGUCUUCUUUUGGCCAUGUGA
Messenger RNA from Halteromyces radiatus, 942 nucleotides. RefSeq lists its product as uncharacterized. NCBI's taxonomy places the organism in Eukaryota, Fungi, Mucoromycota, Mucoromycetes, Mucorales, Cunninghamellaceae. Bases 1 to 942 code for a protein of 313 amino acids. The record is from RefSeq and is a predicted model, not a curated record. The transcript is spliced from 5 exons.